Molecule: messenger RNA, 4735 nt
Organism: Gadus morhua (Atlantic cod)
Lineage: Eukaryota; Metazoa; Chordata; Actinopteri; Gadiformes; Gadidae
Gene: pamr1b
Product: peptidase domain containing associated with muscle regeneration 1b
Exons: 15
Coding region: 72-3935 (1287 amino acids)
Biological process (GO): proteolysis
Molecular function (GO): serine-type endopeptidase activity
Source: RefSeq, a predicted model, not a curated record
GGGAGACGGAGAACGAUUGAGAGCAUGAUGUCAGCUGAGUUCAGAAAGUAAACAGUGGAGCAGUCUGCAGCAUGCUGUCUGCCGGCCGGGGAGUUUGCCUGGGGAGACCCCAGCGCGGGGGCACCCACACCAUCCCGUGGACCGGCACCCGUGGGUACAGGGGUCGGGGGCUGCCGUCCUUCGUCUCCAUCUUCACCUUUGUCCUCCUCCUCAUCCUCCCGCUCCAGGGCUCAGCCUGGCCUCACGACUACAGGUACGGUUUCUCCGACCACUGCCCUGGACCGGAGUGGAGCGUGAUGUGCCGCAACUGCUGCGAGUAUGACGUCAUCCGGUGUAAAUGUCCGCUGCAGGGCACCCGCGUGGGCUACGCCGUGCCGUGCUGCCGUAACGCCAUCAACGAGUGUGACCCCUGCAUCAUCCACCCAGGGUGCAGUAUCUUUGAGAACUGUAAGCGGUGCAACAAUGGGACCUGGGGUCCCCGCGACGACUUCUUCAUCAGAGGGAAAUUCUGCGCCGAGUGCCGCCCUGGCUGGUCUGGGGGGGACUGCCUGCAGUGCGGGGGAGUGGUACGUAAACGACAAGGACAUCUGGUUCUGGAGAGCUACCCCAACAAUGCCCGCUGUGAGUGGACCGUGCAGGUGGACCGAGCCUUCACCAUCGACUUCAGGUUCAUGAUGUUGAGUCUAGAGUUUGACCACUCUUGUCGCUAUGACUACGUGGAGAUCCGAGACGGCGACAGCAUCAACUCGCAGGUCAUCGGUCGGUUCUGUGGGAACACCCGACCCGGGCUGAUCCAGAGCUCGGGGAACACGCUGCACGUCCUCUUCGUCUCCGACGGCUACAAGAACUUUGAUGGCUUCUUCGCCACGUUCCAGGAGAGUUCUGCUUGCAGCUCCUCUCCGUGUCUGCAUGAUGGGACUUGCGUGCUGGACACCUCCUACUCCUUCUACUGUGCCUGUCUGUCUGGCUACACGGGACGGAGGUGUGAAAACGUGGUGGGGUGUCGCCGGCCCCCCAUCCCCGCCCACGGCUCCACCCAGGGGGUGUUCUACCACUCAGGGGCCCGCGUCACCUUCCACUGCGACCUGGGCUUCCAGCUGCGGGGCCCCCGCUCGGCCGUCUGUCUGCUGGACGGCACCUGGAGCGCCUCCGACUCCCAGUGUGUACCAGUGGAGCAGUCCUGUUCCCUCCCGCCCAAGCCGGCCCACGGGGACCACUUCCUGGUGUACGGGCCCAACGACGUGCUGAUCGCCCUGCAGUACCUCUGCUACCGGCCUUACAAGCUGACUGGCGGCUCCCAGCGGACCUGUCUGCCCAACAACACCUGGAGCGGAACCCCGGCCCUCUGUAGCAAAGUGAACAACACACUGGAGGAACCAGGAAGACACAUGGAGACCAAUGUAGCCGUCAAAGUUACUGAAGGCCAGGCUAACACAACGGAGGCUACGAAGACAGAGGCUCAUACGACUGAGGCCAAUGCACCCGCGGCUAACACGACGGAAGCUACGACGACAGAAGCUAAUACUACAGAGGUUAAUGCUACAGAGGUUAAUACUACAGAGGUUAGCAGCACCACCGAGGCUUAUGCCACAGAGGUGAACGCAACGGAGUUGAACAAAGCUGAGGUUAAUACGACCGAGGUUACAACUACAGAAGUUAACACGAGAGAGGUUAAUACUACGGAGGCUGUCAACGGGCAUGAAGUCGAUGCAGAGCACCGAAACACGACGACGGGAGGCCAUGGAGAGCCGUCCGUCAUCAACACUCUGGAGGUACCUGACACAGAGGAGAGGAGAACGUUUUCCCCAGACCCCCGCGGACGCGGUGACGCCCUGGAGGGAGACUGGACAGACAUCUUAAACAGCCUGGACCCGGUGGAAACCAGAGACAACGACCCAGCGGCGGUCGGAGAGAACGACGGACGCUCGACGGAAACCACGGCCGGGAACGACGUGAUUGACGACACGAUGGGCGGGACAGCGGAGGUGACGGAGGUAGCAGUGGUCAGAGAUAAGGGGCGGGAGGAGGAGGAGGAGAGGAGGAAGGAGCGGCUGGAGGCGGACAGCAGCCCAGACAAGGUCAGCCCCAACGACAGCGAGAGGAAGAUAGCCCUGUCUGAGCGGGAUAACGUCCUGGACGUAGCGUUGGAGGUCGCCCCGGAGGUUGUGCCGACAGCCAACCGGACGUGGACCGCCGACGGCAACGAGAUCGUGACAGUGAACAAAACAUGGGUUCCCCCAGAGCCGGAGAUGGAGACCGUACCAAGCAGGAGCAACACCUCCCGGUUCACUCCGUACAGAGCGGGGGACGGCGAAGGAGAGGAGACCCCUGGGAAAGCCACGACGCACGGUGCGAAAGAGAGCCGAAACGAAAAGACAGACGAAGACACAAAAGCAGGGAAGGAUGCUGCUGGGAAGGCGAGGGAGGAACUGGAGAAAGAGGUGAAAGAACAAGAGAGGCAGCAGAAGGAGGAGAAGAAGAAGAAGAAGGAGGAGAAGGAGAAGAAGAAGGAGGAGAAGGAAAAGGAGAAGGAGAAGGAGAAGGAGAAAGAUCUCAACGCCAGCAUUGACGGGGGGAUGUGCCGGGCUCCGCCCCGCCCACACCACGGCUCCCUCCGGCCCGUGCCAGGGUUGGUUCCAGCGACGGUGGAAUACUCCUGUAACCAUUCGUACGCACUCAGCGGUGAGGCCCGCCGAGCCUGCCAGCCCAACGGCACCUGGAGCGGCACGCAGCCGCUCUGCGUCCGAGCCUGCAGAGAACCAAAGGUGUCAGAGCUGGUCAGACAGAAAGUGCUGCCGCUGCAGAUUCCAUCCAGGAAGACCCCCAUCCACAAGCUCUACUCCAUGGGGCUGGGGCACCUGCUGCAGGCCGACGAGCCCCGGGGGGCUGUCCAGGCCCUGCCCCAGGGCUUCCACCACCUGUACGCUCAGAUAGAGUACCAGUGUGCCUCUCCCUACUACCACCACGCCGGCAGUGCACGCCGCACCUGCCUCAAGACCGGCAAGUGGAGCGGGCGUCAUGUCUCCUGCUCGCCAGUGUGUGGGAAGCAUUCGACCUUUGACCCCCAGAGGCCAGCAGAAGCCCACUGGCCUUGGCUGGCGGCCAUCUAUCGGCGCUCCACCAAGAAAGCCAACGCUUCCAAGGCGGCCUCGUUGAAGCCCCUGAAGAGCGGCGCCGGGUCUGUUCCGGGGGGCCAGGACGGGGGGUCCGACUGGCAGCUGGUGUGCAGUGGGGCCCUUGUGAACCAGCGCAGCGUGGUGGUGGCGGCCCACUGCGUGACCGAGCUGGGGAAGGCGUACCCCCUGGGGACCGCCAAGAUGAAAGUGGUGGUUGGCAAGCACUACCGCAACGACCUCAGGACCUCCAAGGGCCUGCAACACCUCAGGGUGGCCUCAGUCGCCGUGCACCCCAACUACGACCCCCUGAUCCUGGACUCGGACCUGGCCGUGCUCCGGCUGCUGGACAAGGCCCGGAUCGGGGAGCAGACCCUGCCUCUGUGCCUCCCGGACGCCCUUGUACCCCCCGUGUCGGGGGUCCCCCGGGAGGGCCUGGUCACGGGCUGGUCCCCGCUGCCCGACCCGUCCAUGGGGGUGGAGGAGCGGGCCCGGGUGGGGCUGGUGCGCCUGGCCGACGUGGUGCCCUGCGAGCAGCAGUACGCCCGCAACGGCGCCCCCGUCAGCGUCUCGGACAACAUGCUGUGCGCCAGCCACAAGCCCGACUACGGCGCGUCCAACAUCUGCCCCUCCGACACCGGCGGGAUCCUGGUCCUGCCCGGGGCCCCCACCUCCGGGGACCCAGCGGAGGGCCAGGCCCCGUGGCGGCUGAUGGGUCUGGUGAGCUUCGGGUACGAGCAGGGGGAGUGUGACCCGGCGCUCUACACUGUGUACACGCACGUGGCCCACUUCAAGGACUGGAUCGAGGGCCUCAUGAGAUAAACCUAACGCCCUCCUGGCUGGCUCCCCUCCUCCUCCCUUCUUCUCUAAAACGCUGGGCCUGUGCUCACCUCCGCAAACUCUCACUGUCUCUUUAGUGUCUCUUUCUCACUGUCUCUCUCUCACUGUGGCUUCACUGCCUCUCUCUCACUGUUUCUCUCAUACUGUCUCUUCACUGUCUCUCUCACUGGCUCCUCAGAGUCUCUCUCUCAGCGUCUCUCCACUUUCUCUCUCACACUGCUUGAAACGAGGAGGCGGUGUCUGCAUUAGUUCCAUCUGGAGCCGUGAUACUUCAACCGUCACUUGGACAGGCACCAAACGUUAGCGGAAGAAAGACUUGAGAAUCUGUCGAUCGGCUGCUGCUGGUCGACAAUGUACUGGCUGUUAUGUAUAUAGGAUGCACUGUAUUAUUCUUAACUCAUAGGAUUCAGAGAUGUACAUAUUGUAUUAAAGGAUAAGUCUUUGUGUUUAAUUAAAGGUGAUGCCGUUGCAAAGACUGUAAAGAAUCUGCCAUUAAUUAAGAUAAGGUUACGUCGGUAAUUGAGGAGGUAAUUUGGUGGUCAAACAUUUUCAUUAAAUGUAGGAUGGGGUCCGCUUGUGAGGCUUAUAAAUAGUACGCUAUUUACAUUACAUAUUAGUCACAAAACCCUGGCACGCCACCCUCAAUUAGCAUGAGCUAAAAUGACAUGUUAUCCAUGACAGAGAAAUGCAAUUACAAUACCCAUUAAAAGAAAAUCCCUCAGCAAAUGCAUUAUUUAAGAAUGAAUUGCUCUUCUGUGCGCAAAUUAAAUUCCUGGCUUGAA